Molecule: messenger RNA, 1755 nt
Organism: Lodderomyces margitis
Lineage: Eukaryota; Fungi; Ascomycota; Pichiomycetes; Serinales; Debaryomycetaceae
Gene: CDC20
Product: ubiquitin-protein transferase activating protein
Exons: 1
Coding region: 1-1755 (584 amino acids)
Biological process (GO): anaphase-promoting complex-dependent catabolic process; positive regulation of anaphase-promoting complex-dependent catabolic process; positive regulation of ubiquitin protein ligase activity
Cellular component (GO): anaphase-promoting complex
Molecular function (GO): anaphase-promoting complex binding; ubiquitin ligase activator activity; protein binding
Source: RefSeq, a predicted model, not a curated record
AUGUCGACAUUAGCAUUAUCACCCAGUAAUAAGCGCAAGCGCUCAAUUCCCAAUUCGCCGAGUAAAGAGAAUGAUGAUGUAUCAGAAGUCCAUUCCAAACAUGAAAAGCGGUAUGCUAGUGGGCCAGCUUCUGCAGCAGACCCCUUACUUUCACCAUCGAAAAGACAACUACUUAAGCAAAUGAGUCCAAAUGUUUCAAAAAAGUCCAAAUUGUCGUCAGCAAUAGUUAAACCACCAAAUUAUGUGACUGAGUCUAAAUUCCAAAGACCGCAAUUGCCUGCCUCAUUCAGGCCCCAGUUAGAACAGAGAUCUAAAACCACCUUAUCAUUACCAUCAAGUAAUUUGCCGCCUUCGUUUGGCUUGCGUCGUUCAAACUCGUUACUCAAUAGAUCCAACAGCUCACUAUCUGAUGCACAACAAUCUUCCCUCAACUUGCCCGAUAGGUUCAUACCAUCGCGACAUAAUUCUGUGACUGGUAAGCUUGACUCGAGUACUGCAUCUCCAGCUCCAAAUGCAUCCCCUGAAACACAUAUAAAAGCACAAACUUCCAAAAUCUACCAGCAUCAUGUGGCCAAAGCUUGUGGCCUUGAAGUCAAUUCGAGGAUAUUACUAUAUCAGCCACCACCACCAGAGAGGAAAAAGCCUGUGAAUCUUGCAUCUCAGAUGACUCAAUCAAACAAGCUCAAAAUCGGAAAGCACUCGCUUCCGCCAUCAAUUGCUUCAGCGAGAGCGAAAAAGAUCCCAUCUUCUCCUGAAAGAGUUUUGGAUGCGCCAGGAUUGGUGGAUGAUUUUUACCUAAACUUAUUGGCGUGGUCGCUGUAUAACCUUUUGGCCAUUGGACUUGAAGAUGCUGUCUACGUUUGGAACGCCUCAACAGGUUCAGUGGGACUUUUAUGCGAAUUGCCCAAUAAAGCACUGGUCUCUUCAGUAAAGUGGUCUCAAGAUGGAUCGUACGUUUCUAUUGGUAAAGAUGAUGGGCUUAUUGAAAUCUGGGAUAUUGAGAAAAACGUAAAGUUACGGACAUUAAAUUGCGACAAUCAUUUAACAAGAGUUGCAUCGCAAGCGUGGAACCAGCAUUUGUUGACCAGUGGUAGCAGGAUUGGAAACUUGUACCACUCAGAUGUAAGAGUGUCGUCCCAUUUAAGCGCGAAAGCUGAAAACUGCCAUGAUUCGGAAAUCUGUGGAAUUGAGUAUAAACACGAUGCAAAGCAAUUUGUCACAGGUGGGAAUGAUAAUGUUGUCAACAUCUGGGAUGUGAGAGGUACUACUCCAUUGUUUACCAAAACCAAUCACAAAGCAGCAGUAAAAGCAUUGUCGUGGUGUCCCUAUCAACCAUCUUUAUUGGCCACCGGUGGUGGCUCCAAUGACAAGACGAUUAAUUUUUGGAACACUACAACUGGUGCCAGGGUAAAUACAAUUGAGACGGGGUCGCAAGUGAGUUCUCUAAACUGGGGUUACGCACAUGGCACAGGAAUGGAGAUUGUCGCCACACACGGUUUUCCAACGAAUAGCAUCUCCUUAUUUAAUUACCCCACAUUGCAGAAGACAGGCGAGAUUGUUAAUGCUCAUGACACGAGGAUCUUGAAUGGUUGCUUGAGCCCGGAUAACCUUACACUUGCAACAGUUGCUGGUGAUGAAAAUCUAAAGUUUUGGUCUUUGUUUGAUAUGAACAAAUCAGCAAAGCGGUUGCAUGAUGAUGAAUUAAAUGGCCCCAAGGACGAACCAAGGAUGAAAAAGAUGAUGAACCUUCGUUAG